Chondrus crispus (carragheen) is the source of this 1257-nucleotide messenger RNA. RefSeq lists its product as hypothetical. The transcript has 2 exons. NCBI's taxonomy places the organism in Eukaryota, Rhodophyta, Florideophyceae, Gigartinales, Gigartinaceae. The coding region runs from base 1 to 678 and encodes 225 amino acids. The record is from RefSeq and is a predicted model, not a curated record.
AUGGCUUUUGUGACAACCACAUCCUUCUCACGAGUACGGCCCAAAGACAAGUUGACAAUGUGUGCCCGCCGGUCACCGAAGCGAGCUCCUCGAUGGACAAGUAUGGCCCGUUCGCAUCCGUAUGGAAACGGUGGCCUCCCGGACGAACCAGACUAUACCGGCUGGGACAGGGAGGCCCUAAUGAAGGAAAUAGCCGAGGCUGAGGCCAACUUUGUACCGGCGGAUCCAGAUGGGAUGAAGAAGUGGGUCUUAGUGAUGGCAGCGGACAUCAUCCAAUGGAACAACAACUUGUUCAAAGCGUCCAAGGAGCAAGGCUUCGAGUGGGACCUUAGCGGUAUAAAUGUCGUAGCCAUCCACGAGAACAUCGCUCGUAAAUGCAUCGAGCCAGAUACGACUGACUUGUGGAUUUUGUUGAUGGGAGAAGAUGGGGUGCUCUCUUUUGGUAUUCACGACAAGGACCAGUCGGUGGACGAGGGCGAUGAGGUGCUCCUGACAUUUACAAUGAAGGACGAAGCGCUGCGCUUUGCGGAUCAACUGAUUGCAGAAGGGAUGGAUCCCAAGCUUCGGCUAGUACCGAUCCCGGCAUUGAAAGAGUUCUGCAGGAAAGACGGGAUGAUACUCGGCUUGGUGCCGGCGAAGACAUUAGUAACUCCUGGCCAGUUUGACAGAGCAUUUUAGUUGGUAGCUACUGAGCCUGAUUUUUCUCCUGCAGCACCUUGGUGGUGUCUUGCAGGGAGGAGUGGAUGCGUUGAAGAGCGCUUGAAGCCGGCUCGCCGUGUUCCCGAAUCAUAUUGGUGGCGUCACGGAUAUCGAGCACAGCCUCGGAGAGAGCGCCGCGGCGUUGGGCAGUGGUGUUCGCUAUUCCGGCCAGAGCAGGGACCGCCCGGGAUUGCGCGUGGGACGUAAGAUAGUGCAGACCGACGGAGGGCUCGUGGGCGAGCCGGACGAAGUACUGCGGGACGGUUUGCGACAGCCGGGUCGCGGUUGGUUGCGGUGGGGCCCCCGAGGUGCGAGGAGGAGGUAUGCGAGUAUGCGGAGUUGUCAUGAUGAUACGGUAGACGAAGCAACGUGUUGUAGAGCUUUCAGAAGGUAUAGAAAAGCGACUGUUGCCGAGGCUACCCUCCGAAAUCGAAGUCUGUUUGAUCCACUGUACUUUUUUUAGUUCAAGUGCUUCUCGGCACCUGUGUGUACACGUGUUACACGGAUUAGUGUGCCACGCUUGCUUUCAUUACUAUACUUUCAUUACUACUGCUUUCA